UUUAGCAAUUAUUGUCUGGAUGCUGUAGAUCUGGGAAAGAUUUCCCUAAAUUCCACCAGUCAGUAAUCUAAUAUUCCGUAUGAUUUUGUGGCGCCUUAAGUGUGUGCGUGUAAGAACAACAAAUCCCAUCAUCCAGUGCGGCUUCAGCUCGAUUUUUCGCAUCUGCGCAUUCCGGGGCUGACGACACGUUGGGACUAAAAGCAUGGCGGACGACGCUGUGGAAAGCGUGAAGCCAAACACAGACGACACACUCCAAAUUUCGAGGAGCGAGGAUGUUGACGGUCCUCUUGACAGCGGCGAAAACAAGGAGGCAGUGAAGACCUUCAAGGAUUUGGGUGUUACCGAGGUUCUCUGUGAGUCGUGUGAACAGCUGGGAUGGAAGACGCCAACAAAGAUCCAGAUAGAAGCUAUACCUCUAGCCCUGCAAGGGAAAGACAUCAUCGGCCUGGCGGAGACUGGUUCCGGAAAGACGGGUGCCUUCGCUCUGCCCAUCCUGCAGUCCCUGCUGGGUUCGCCCCAGAGGCUCCACACCCUCGUCCUCACCCCCACCAGGGAGCUGGCCUUUCAGAUCGCCGAGCAGUUUGAGGCCCUGGGCUCCAGCAUCGGUGUUAAGUGUGCUGUCAUAGUCGGAGGAAUCGACAUGAUGUCCCAGUCACUGGUGUUGGCUAAAAAACCGCACAUAGUUAUUGCCACACCUGGUCGGUUGAUCGACCACAUGGAGAACACAAAGGGCUUCUCCCUACGAGCGCUGAAGUUCCUGGUCAUGGACGAAGCAGACAGAAUCCUCAACAUGGACUUUGAGACUGAGGUGGAUAAAAUCUUAAAGGUGAUUCCCAGAGAUCGGCGCACCUACUUGUUCUCUGCCACCAUGACCAAAAAGGUCCAGAAGCUACAGAGAGCAGCUCUGAAAGAUCCUGUGAAGUGUAUGGUGUCCACCAAGUACUCUACCGUAGAGAAACUACAGCAGUAUUACGUCUUCAUACCAUCGAAGUACAAGGACUGUUACCUGGUGUCCAUCCUGAACGAGCUGGCCGGCAACGCAUUCAUGAUUUUCUGCAGCACGUGUAACAAUGCCCAGCGGGUGGCGCUGUUGUUAAGGAACCUCGGCAUCACUGCCAUCCCUCUUCACGGCCAGAUGAGUCAGAACAAACGUCUUGGAGCGCUGAACAAGUUCAAGUCUAAGUCUCGGUCGGUGCUGCUGGCGACGGACGUGGCGUCCAGAGGACUGGACAUUCCUCAUGUCGACUGCAUCAUCAACUACGACAUCCCCACCCACUCCAAGGACUACAUCCAUAGAGUCGGACGAACAGCCAGAGCAGGGCGAGCUGGGAAAUCCAUCACUUUUGUCACUCAAUAUGACGUGGAGCUUUUCCAGCGGAUCGAAAGCCUGAUUGGGAAGAAGCUUCCUGCCUUCCCUACCCAGGAGGAUGAGGUGAUGAUGUUGGUGGAGAGGGUGAGCGAGGCCCAGAGGUUUGCCAGGCUGGAAAUGAAGGAGCAAGGUGAGAAAAGGAAAAGGCCCAGAGGAGGAGAUGCAGACCAGGAUGACACAGAACAAGCAAGCGGUGUGAGGAAGAAAGUGAGAGGAGGAGAUGGUGGAGGGAGAGGAGGAGGAGGAGGAGGAGGAGGGGGAGGCAGAGGAGGAGGAGGAGGAGGAGGGGGGGUGAAGAAGAGAGGUGGAGCAGCCUGGAGAGGAGGACACUGAAGCCUCCUCCAUAAACUGAUUGUACAUAACAAUACAAUGCCUUUCUUGUUUUUGGAUGUAAAACUUCAUCAUGACGUCAACAUAUUUCCCAGCAUUUGGUAUACCAGCUAUUUAAUUACAUGCUUCUCCUGCCCCUCUAUGAGAUUUUCCCAUUUGUAAUAAAAUGCCAGUGUAAAAACCAAAGCUUUUGUUUGUGGUAGAGUGGUGUACGAUUGCCAGACGUUUUUAACAAAGGUUUUUUUUUAAUUGUUAAAUGACAUUUUGUUGAGAAUGAAAACGUGUGAGGUACUUAUUUUUUAACUUACUUGUAAUGCAGGUAAGCAACAGUUGCAAUAUCGAUCAUCAUUGCAUGCAUG
Molecule: messenger RNA, 2058 nt
Organism: Anarrhichthys ocellatus (wolf-eel)
Lineage: Eukaryota; Metazoa; Chordata; Actinopteri; Perciformes; Anarhichadidae
Gene: ddx47
Product: DEAD (Asp-Glu-Ala-Asp) box polypeptide 47
Exons: 13
Coding region: 203-1702 (499 amino acids)
Cellular component (GO): cytosol
Molecular function (GO): RNA helicase activity; nucleic acid binding; ATP binding
Source: RefSeq, a predicted model, not a curated record